AUGCCAGUGAGAAACGACUUGUACGGUUCUUGUGGAAAAGUGGCUUUUAAUCUGUCUAUAAUUACACCCACAAUUGAAUCCGCUCAGAUCGAACAUAAUUUAUUUAUUGUCCAGUUCUAUAAUUUAAGAAAUACACCGAAAAAUGAAUCAAAUCUAUCUAUCUAUCUAUCUAUCUAUCUAUCUAUCUAUCUAUCUAUCUAUCUAUACACCUACAUCUACAUUCGUGAUCUGUGGGCGCUUAUGCCAGCUUCUGUGAGCCUUCUUCUCACUGUGCGUGUUGAUAUAGAUUUGUUUCUUGCCUCUCGAAAUUCAGCAGUCACGUUAGAAGAAAGAUACACGCUGAUACUGGGAAAAUUCUGGACAGGAAAAAAGACCCGUAGACAUUAUAUCUAUCUAUCUAUCUAUCUAUCUCAGUGUGUUCAUUAUCUAUCUAUCUAUCUAUCUAUCUCAGUGUGUUCAUUAUCUAUCUAUCUAUCUAUCUAUCUAUCUAUCUAUCUAUCUAUCUAUAUCAGUGUGUUCAUUAUCUAUCUAUCUAUCUAUCUAUCUAUCUAUCUAUCCGUGUGUUUAUCUAUCUACCUACCUAACUAUCUAUUUAUCUAUCUGUUGUAA
Acanthosepion pharaonis is the source of this 609-nucleotide messenger RNA. The record is from the annotation of a GenBank genome assembly. NCBI's taxonomy places the organism in Eukaryota, Metazoa, Mollusca, Cephalopoda, Sepiida, Sepiidae.